AUGGAAGAACUCUUACUGACUGGGAAGUACAACUUGAAGUCGAUGAAACCAGUGGAUCUGACCAACCCAACUAAAGAAGUGAUUCAGGCAUACUUUGAGAAUGCUUUUGAAAUCAACGAGAGCCUCUUCACUGGAUUGAAAGAUACGUCUGUGUUCUACAAGUGUCCGGACCGAUUACGUCUGCCGUUGAUAUUUUACUACGCACAUACUGCAACUGUGUAUGUGAAUAAAUUACUGAUUGCCGGUUUGAUCAAGGAGCGUGUGAAUUUUGAGUUUGAAACCUUGUUUGAAACUGGUGUGGAUGAAAUGUCAUGGGAUGAUACAGAGAAUUAUCGAAUGGGUGGGACCUUCAAGUGGCCAUCGAUUGAGGAGGUAACUGUCUAUCGACGUACUGUGCGAAACCUUAUUUUGAAAGUGAUCGCGGAUACUCCACUGGUACUGCCAAUCAAUCAGGAAAGCCCCUGGUGGGCAUUAUUGAUGGGAAUAGAGCAUGAACGAAUUCAUAUUGAAACUUCGUCUGUAUUGAUAAGACAACUACCAGUGGAGUUUGUACAGAUUCCACGAGAUUGGAAAUACGCUCCAUACUCCGCAGGUUUUGUACAGAAAUCAUUUGAUGUGACUUGUGGUGUAAGAGUGCCUUCCUUUGAAGCGUCUAAGUAUUUGAUCACAAACGAUGAGUUCUACAAGUUUGUCCUAGAUGGCGGUUAUAACAAAAAGGAAUACUGGACGACAGAAGGUUGGAAAUGGAAGGAGUUCAGACAAGCCAAUCAUCCAACGUUCUGGGUGUGUACAAAAGGUUGCAAAGGUGGCUGCGGUGGACUAAUUUGCGAUUACUCGCAUUGCCGACCGGAAGUGUUUUAUGGUUCUACUGCAAAUGAAACCAUUGUUAAUGGGAGCAACGGAGUCAGCAACGGAGUCAGCAACGGAGUCAGCAACGGAGUCAGCAACGGAGUCAGCAACGGAGUCAGCAACGGAGUCAGCAACGGGGUCGGCAACGGGGUCGGCAACGGGGUCGGCAACGGGGUCGGCAACGGGGUCGGCAACGGGGUCGGCAACAGGGUCGGCAACGGGGUCAGCAGGGAUAAUUACAAAUACCGCGCUAUAUUCAGUGUCAUAGACAUGCCGUGGGAAUGGCCAGUGGAUGUGAACUACCACGAGGCAAGAGCGUACUGCGCAUGGAAAGGCCCCGAAUACAGAGUACCAACUGAGGCUGAACACCACGCAAUGAGAGGAAACCAGUUGCCAUCUGGUGUUGGUGUACAAGGUGACGUUGUCUUCAAUGAUGACAAUAAGUCUAACACAAACCUGGUAUAUGGAUCAUCUUCACCUGUCAACAUGUAUCCACCAACUGAAAAAGGUUUUCAUGACGUAUUCGGUAACGUGUGGGAAUGGGUCGCAGAUGACUUUAAUGGGUUUCCUGGCAACAAGACGCACUUUCUAUAUGACGAUUUCUCGUCACCUUGUUUCGACGGCAACCACACAAUGAUGCAGGGAGGAUCCUGGGUUUCUACAGGGGGUGCGACCUCCAGGUAUGCCAGAUUCUCAUUUCGAAGGCACUUCUACCAACAUCUUGGAUUCCGUUUAGCCAAGUCUGUUAAUGUAGACGACCCAUUGCCACUGCGUCUCAUCAAUACACCUGUAUUUGUACUCGGACAGGGAGUAGCUGAACGCACUCCAUCCGUGCACAGCCAAAACAUUGAGAAGUGUUACCAUCCUACAUCCAAUGCACAAUAUUACGAAGACGAUGAAACUUGUUUGAGCGACAUCAUGGAGUUGCAGUUUGGUAUCAAAGACGGCAAUUAUUUGACCCAGCUGUAUGACAUCUGUAAGACUAUUGUGUGGAAAUACAACAUCAACAAUAAAAGUGUAGUUCAUUUCGGAAGCGGCCCCGGCAGACUGGCAUUUGAACUGACCAAGAUGUUUGACCAAGUCCUGGCAGUCGAUUUUGGGGCUAGAUACAUUGACGCUGGAAAGAAGUUACAAAAGUCUGGUUCAUUGACCUACAAGGUCCUACCAACCGGAAGUCAUGAAAGUAAUAAGUGUAAAACUGUUGAAAACCGAAAUAUCAAAAUACCUGAUGAUAUCGAGAGACAGAAAAUCACAUUUAAACAGAUGACUUGGAUUCCCAAUGAAUUGCAUGGAUUUGAUCUCACCAUCCAAGACAUGAUAGACAGGGUAUCUAACGUAAAAGCCUGGCUGGUACGUUUAUGGGAAAUCACCUUGCCUACUGGUGUGGUUGCCAUAGUUUCCAGUACUGGCUGGAACAAGGACAAAGUGCAGUCUAUCAUUGGUCACAGGCUUGGGUACCUGGAGAGUGUAGAUUUUUCCUACACUGCAGCAAACGGCAAUAGAAAGGAUGCCGUGGUUACCUUGUGGAAGAGAAAAUGAACCACUGACAAGCUCAUGAUUUUGAUAUAGUUGCUAUAUAUGGAGUACUGCUAUGAAAUUUUUUAUAUAUUACAGUAGUUGACUCAACUACUAGUUUAGUGUUCAUAUUAUUGUACGCUGUAUUUCUUUCAUUACUAAAAUUCAAUAUCUUGAUUCUGUAAAUGUAACCGUUGUUACUUUGUG
Saccoglossus kowalevskii is the source of this 2571-nucleotide messenger RNA. RefSeq lists its product as uncharacterized. The record is from RefSeq and is a predicted model, not a curated record. Gene Ontology annotation, molecular function: formylglycine-generating oxidase activity. Gene Ontology annotation, biological process: protein oxidation. Lineage: Eukaryota; Metazoa; Hemichordata; Enteropneusta; Harrimaniidae.